GAGGCAGUAGUCCUGCAGCGGUUUAUGGCUCUCCGAAGACGAGAAAAGCUGCCUAAUGGUUGUGAAAAGCAGCUCCAGCUGCCUGAGUGGUUUCUUCAUGCAUAUCAAGUGGAACUUGUGGACACUAUAGGCAACGGCGGGUUUGGUCGUCUUCAGAAAGCACGCUGGGCUGGCACUGAUGUUGCCGUGAAGUCGUUGACCGCCGGCUACGAGAAAGUACUGGAACAGUUUCGACGUCAAGUUCAAAUUUGGUCUGUGCUCGAUCACCCGAACAUUAUUCCACUUUACGGUGCUUGCCAUGUUAAGCCUCCAUUUUACGUUAGUGAGCUGGCUGCAAAUGGAGAUCUUCGACGUUACUUGAAUAACAAAAGUCGACAGGAAUGUUGGCGAUGUCUAUUGGACGCAGCGGUGGGAUUACAAUAUCUUCACGCUCGCGGGGUUAUCCACGGUAAUCUCAGAUGUAUCGUUUUUCUCGUUUGUGACCGCGGUGUCACGAAAGUAGGGAGUUUCGGGCUGAGCGUGUUUGCUGGGUCUAACGACGUUUAUAAUGGAGCUCUCGGUGCGGUUCGCUGGAAGGCACCUGACGUUCUAGAGGGCGGAAAGCCUACACUUGCUGCGGACGUCUACUCUUUCGGGAUGUGUGUGGUGGAAGCUCUUACUGGCGCAUUCCCGUGGGGUGGCGCUAUGUUUGACGCGGCUGUCAGUUACCGAGUGAAGAGAGGAGAACUACCACCGCGACCUGUCGAGAUGAACGACUGGGAGUGGGAACUCGUCAAGCGCAUGUGCCGCUUUGACCCCAGCAGCAGAAUCAGUAUUGAUGCGGUUGUC
Molecule: messenger RNA, 828 nt
Organism: Phytophthora sojae
Lineage: Eukaryota; Oomycota; Peronosporomycetes; Peronosporales; Peronosporaceae
Exons: 1
Biological process (GO): protein phosphorylation
Molecular function (GO): protein kinase activity; ATP binding
Source: RefSeq, a predicted model, not a curated record